Fusarium pseudograminearum CS3096 is the source of this 1143-nucleotide messenger RNA. RefSeq lists its product as uncharacterized. The coding region runs from base 1 to 1143 and encodes 380 amino acids. The record is from RefSeq and is a predicted model, not a curated record. NCBI's taxonomy places the organism in Eukaryota, Fungi, Ascomycota, Sordariomycetes, Hypocreales, Nectriaceae. The transcript is spliced from 10 exons.
AUGAAUCGCGAUCUUUCUGACACCAGAAAUAUUCAGACUAAACUACUGUUCGAGCACCAUAUGCAUGAUAAUAAAGCGGCCGUGGCCCUGAUAAUGUUAGACGAGCGUGAUCACCUUAGCUACCUAGUGAGGGAGUUACACCACAAUUGGGAACGACAGGACAUGGAUUUCUCACCGACAGGGAUCUCGAACCGGGGAAUCAGCGUGGAAGUCUUCCUUCUUGGGCCGUCAUGGUUCUGGGAUCAUAGAAAGUUUCAGAGACGUGAGUUUGUUGGUGAGCUUGGUAUUGUAUGGCACCAGGAUACUCUGCAGCUAGUUAGGUAUAUUCUUAGAGCAGCUCAUGAGAAUCGUACUGCAAGGGUAGUCCAUGGCCAAUCAGGCAAACAUGUCAUACCAUUCGUUAGACAUAGGAGCAAUGAAGACUACCAGAUAAGUACGUGGAAUAGGAAGCUCUACUCGAGUUGCCAGGUACCUCUUGAUUACGUGGCCCACAAUUUCGAAAUACAGAAACGACUUCAUCACCGCUCACUCAACCGCAGCAUCACCAAGCACACUCAAGCAGUCCGCGAGCGGCUUCAAACUCCUGGCCGGGCGGCCGCUGCAAAGGGAACAGCGAGACAUAGCUAUCUCGGCCUAUCCGUGAAGCCAGAGUCGCUUGUCGACUUGCCUUUCUUCCAAGAUGACAAACCGUUACGCAAGCAGCAUACUGGUGCCCUGCGACAACCCGAGGUCAAGGAAUCACUUGAUGCCGCCCGGGCUCGGAUGCAGUCACAACUCACCCAAGGCAGCUCCAUGCAACACCAUUCCUUGCUUAGCUUCUUUUUCUUCUUUGGCGACAAGCCAUCACUUAGUGUCAUUCUUCUUCUUUUCUUCGGCGACCAGCCAUCGAAAUCCUUUAUCUUCAACUCCUUCUUCUUCUUUCCCUUGGCGAUCAGCCAUCGAACUACUGCUGCCCUUCGACCCCUUCUUCUUUUUUUGGCGAUCAGCCAUCACACUUUCGUGUUCUUCAUCUUCUUCUUCAUUGGCGAUAAGCCAUCGAGUUCUUCUUCUUCUUCUUCUUCUUCAUUGGCGAUAAGCCAUCAUAUUCUUCUUCUUGUUGUUGUCUCUAUUGGAUGGAGAUGCCUGCGAAGCUGUGGUCAUUAA